Microplitis demolitor is the source of this 13377-nucleotide messenger RNA. RefSeq lists its product as uncharacterized. Gene Ontology annotation, biological process: lipid transport. Bases 220 to 13194 code for a protein of 4324 amino acids. Lineage: Eukaryota; Metazoa; Arthropoda; Insecta; Hymenoptera; Braconidae. Gene Ontology annotation, molecular function: lipid carrier activity. The record is from RefSeq and is a predicted model, not a curated record. The transcript is spliced from 14 exons.
GCGGUAGUAGAUCGUCUACGUUAAGCGCGUCGUAUUAUCCCAAUAGUAUCGGUCACAGCAGGAAGUACUUGUUUAACGGAUAGUGUGUAGACAACAGGCAUUUUAGUUAUUCUCCCAAUGCUUUGACUAUACAGAUUGGUCCGUAUAUCGUCAAUCAGUCGCCCUUAUUAGUUGGCGCAGUUCGCUUCUCACUUGGAGUAGUGACACUGACCACUCGACAUGGCCAACAUCAGACUUGCUAUCCAUUUUCUUCUGAUAUUUUUCAUAUACGACAUCCAAAUACUUCAGACAGAUGCGGCACGUGAACCGCAAGUUUGUGGCCGUACUAAAUGUAAUGUUGGCAGCGAAGUGAAAUUCAAAUAUUUAAAAGGAAUAGUAUACCGAUAUCAGCAUCAAGUUGACGUUAAUAUUAAUUUGGGUAAUGGCUCAAGUACAUCGGAGCUGCAUAUUGAGUCGACGGUUUCCUUGAAAUUUUUGACACCUUGUGAAGCAGAUUUACGAGUAACCAAAACAAGUAUUCGUCAUGCGACUCGUGGAAAAUAUGACGCCGAAUUUCCCGAUCGCUCGGAGGCUGACUUCAAAGAAAAACUCGAACGUUACAGUCUUCGGUUCGCGUUUCAAGACGGUCAAGUUCGCGAACUGUGUCCUAAUUCCGAGGAUCCUAUUUGGGCGAUUAAUAUCAAGCGAGGGAUACUUUCGAUGCUGCAGAAUACCAUGAAGAGAUUCGACGUUGAUCAUCACACUGAUGAACUUGAUGUAAAUGGUAUCUGCGACACGCGUUAUCGGCUUCACGAGGCACGGAAAACUAGUCUCAUAAUUAAAAAGACUAAAAAUUUAAACGGCUGCAGUAAUCGCGGGAAACAUUUGUCUAUUAUUCAAUCCAAUACUUAUGCAAGUCCUCGAACUCACACACAAGCCGCGCUAGUUGAUUCUCAACUUAAUUGCGAGAUUGUUUUAGAUCACAAUAUUUACCAAAAGGUGACGUGUGAAGAAUUUCAUCGGCUGCAGCCGCUGUCUAGGGGAAAUGCUGGCGUAAGAACCGAAAUUUAUUCAAACCUCGUGCUGAUUGAAGAAGCAGAAGAGGACUCAGAUACUGAGGAUGAAGAGAACGAAUAUGGAAGCAGAGAUGAAGAUGAAGAUAGCGGAUUGAAAAAUAAUAAAAUAAUACCUACGAAUUUAUUGUACGAUCAUUCAGCAACAGCUUUCUCGAGUAGGACAAUUCACGGUGAACUGAGAACAUCUAGAGAUUUAUUGAAGAGCAUGUGUCUUUUAGGAUCAAGCAGCCAACUCGAGCAAGCGUUUUCUGAAUAUUUCAGCAAAUUUGUGCACUCGGCUCGAUUCCUCGAUUAUCCGUCACUCUCUCAACUCCUGAUACGUUCCGACGGAAUUUGCGAAGGUGGAAAAAAACAUAUUCUAGAUGCACUUCCAUUCAUCGGUACCAGUGCGGCUGUCAAAGUGAUGCGGGACUCAAUGGUAAAGAAAACAGUUACCAAAGAAAGAAGCGAUUCUUGGAUUACGGCAAUAGCUCUUAUACCGAGACCAGAUGCUUCAACAGUUGCUGCCCUAUUGCCUCUACUCGAACUCGAGCGUCAAGACUCAAAUGGUCAUUUAAAUCUCGUCUACUCGGCCGUCGUACGAGCUUUUUGUCUUCAUAAUAUCGGAAACACGGCGAGCCAACGACUCCAUCCGAGUUUUUUGCAUUCCGACGAUUGUUUAGCCAUCAAAGGUACCGGGAUAGAUCGUUUUCUUGAUCAUCUCGAAUCGACUAUCGAUCGUGGCUGUGCGCCAAGAGCCCACGAUGACGAAGAAGUAAAACGAACUCUGGAAGCGCUUAAAGCCAUAGGGAACAUGGGGCUUGAAAGAGAUGGACUGUUAGAUAAGCUUGAAGUUUGUAUAGAAAGUCCUGGAGGAUUUAUUUCAAUGGAGACAAGGGUAGCAGCUAUCGAUGCCCAUCGUCGCUUACCUUCUUGUCAGAAAACUCGCGACCGUAUUUUCCUGCCGCACUAUCGCAACAUUACCCUUGAACCUGAGAUACGAAUCGCUUCUUAUCUGCAAGCGAUGCGUUGUCCUGAUUAUAAUGUUGUCAAGACGAUAAAGCAUACUCUUAAAGUAGAACCCAUAAACCAGGUUGGCUCAUUUGUUUGGAGUCAUUUGACAAAUUUGAUUGCAUCAUCAUCGCCGACAAAAAUUCAAGUCCAAAGUCUACUCUCUGAUCGCGAUUUGAGCGAUAAAUUCAAUAGCGAUGGAAGAAAAUACUCGCGUAAUUAUGAAAAAUCAUUUUUCUCAGAAGAAUAUAAUGUCGGGGGCACUUUUCAAACAAAUGUUAUAUUUUCAUCGAAAUCAUUCGUGCCGAGAACGCUGACAUUUAAUAUAAGUCUUGACUUAUUCGGAGAAUCGGUCAAUGUCAUCGAGGCGACGGUGAGAAUGGAAGGCAUGGAGUAUUACGUUGAAAAAUUUUUCGGACCAAAUGGACCAUUUGCCAACGAGGAAAUCUCCCGGCACAUAAAUACUCUUCUGAGAAGUUUGAGAUCUGCCGGCGAGGCAGAAAAUUAUUGGGAAAGCUUGAAAACUAUCCCAAAUAUUAUUGACAAUAAUUUUAACGAUCCACGGAUUAGUUUUUCGUACAAAAUUUUUGGUAACGAGCUUGAGUUUGCUAUGCUGAGAGGAAAAGAUGAAAUCGCUAAAUCACUGGCAACUUUUAACCCUUGGUCGAAAAUUAAAAACUUGCUGUCCGGUCGAGAGAUUCAUUAUGAGUACACGGGAAUGUUUUUAGAUGCAAGUUAUAUCGUUCCAAGUACAGCUGGUUUGCCAGUACGACUAGACCUUUCGGGAUCAGGGGCGUGUAAUUUCAAAUUUUCUGGACUUUUGGACAGUGAUCGGCUUAUUAAAAACACUGAGAUGCAACUUACUGGUAAUUUAUCUCCAAGUGUCAGUAUUGAUGUCACUGGAAAAAUGACAGUAGACGCAUUUUACAAAAGCGCAUCUAUGAAACUUAUGAGCAAUGUCUACUCAUCUAGCGCCGUAAGAGUCGGCUUGGACAUCCAAGGGAUCAGACUCGUCAGACUUAAUCUCCAAGUACCUAAUCGUAAGCUGCAAGUGUUCACCGUACAAACAAAUGUACUUCUCGUAAACGGAAACGGAGCGGAGAGUUCAGAAAAACCAGCACUCAUAUACACACAAGUUCCUAAUAAAUAUAAAACUAUUGCCGAUUCUACUUGUAGUUGGCCGAUAGUUGAACAACUAAUUGGUUUGAAACUUUGCUUCGACUAUCAAUUUCCGAAUGUUACUGAUACUGCCAAUGCCCCGUACUUUAUUCUCAAUGGCCCGACGCUUUUCCGCACAUCCAUCAUCAAAGCCGACCCCAGCGCUAAGAGUUAUCUUUUCGAAUACACGUGGAACGCAACACCGACUGACAGUCAACUAAGACUGGCAUUCGAUACUCCCGGGUCACUGAUCAAUCGAGAAUCAAGCGCGACUGUGAGUUUCGACGCUAAAACUCGAAAUGUCAGCAUCAUUUUGAAAUCCGCUGGAAAUAGUCUUGUUGCCAAGGGUACUUACAAGCGAACUGAUGAUGAGACAAUGAUUAAUGUCGGCUUAGAUAUAAACGGCACGAAACAUUUGGACGGAUAUAUCGGGUAUCAAAGGAAACCUUACAGUCAUGGUUUUGUGUAUAUGCCAAAACUCGAUGUCCGCGUAAAUGAUGAAAAAAUUGUAGAGUUAUCUGGUACAAUAAAAAAUAUUCAUAAAAAUAAUGUGACUCAGUGUGACAUAGAUUUGAACUUCCAAACAAAAAAAAUAAAAAGUCGGAUACGGGGAUACAUCAUAAGAAGAAGUAUAAGUUUGACGGGUAAUGUAAAACUCGAGUACCAGCUUCAGAACAUGAACAAAGAAACUUUGCAAAUAGAAAUAGGGAUAACGAACCGCUCGACGAGGACACUGACGCACAAAGAAGCUAAUUUGCAAUUACAGUCAAGCGCAUAUCCGGAAUUAAAUGCGAUUAUUAACACGUGGUAUCAGCAGGCGCUAGGUCAUUUAGAAUUGCACAUGGAGAUAAACGGAAAGCCGCAUUUGAAAGACGAUCGGCAUAAAUUAACCGCUCAGUUAGUUCUGACUUAUUCGAAAGCAUAUUUUCAAAGUCAGGAAGCUAAAAUGAAUGCAUUCAUUGCAAUAAGUAAGCCUAUUCAAAAUAUCGAUAUAAAAAUUGGCAUUCAGCGAUUUUCAAUAGGACCGGCUUCGAAAACUUACUUAUUGAUCAGAUACGCUCCGGGAAAAGAAAUAACUCUUGCCAUUAAUUUAAUAAUGCCACGUGGUUCGAUGUUUGCUAUUGAAGGCCAUGCGAACAUGACGAUUCCAAACUUAGACUCACUGCUUAUUGAUGUCCGCAUUACAGAAAAAUCUCGCGGUGAGUAUGACCUUGAUUUCGCUGGGACCUGGUUCAGCGGUCACAAUGCAACUAUUCGCGGUACUUAUGCUGACCGGUCAAUCAUCACCAGCGAGCGUCGUACACUGAGCCACAGUUUAAAAUUAAUUUUGAGAUCGCCGAGUUUGCCACAAGACAUAUUACUUAAUUGCAAAUAUUAUCGCGAUCAUGUGGACACUAAAUUGGACGUUGUUGUGGAGUAUCUUGAUUCAGAUAAAUAUGCAAUUAAAUUUCAAAAUUCAAUUAUUUCAUUAACGCGUUUUCUGACGUACGCGGAGGCGCGAUGCAGAAAUACUGUCUACGCAGUGACGGCGAAUGUUGAUGUCGAGCGAGAAAUAAGACUAGAGCUACAUCUUGAUAAUUGGAGAGAUGUUCAUGUUAUUGCAACUGCUAUUAAUCAAGAUACGACUAAAGAAUUUGGUUUGGAAAUAAAGUGGGACGCGAAUCGAGAUCCUGCGAUGAAAUUUACAACUCUUUUACACUUCAGUAAAUUUUAUCAAGAUCAUCCGACGCUGUCGCGUAAUCUCAGUGCUACGGCAAUGAUUUCUUAUCCCGGAAGACUAUUCACUGGAAAUUGUUUUCUUGGUGUUAUUGAAGGACAUAAUUACGUACUGGAUGCACACGUGGACUGGGAUCCAACAAAAAAUAUACGGAUUACAGUUGACGCUGAUUACGACCCAGAUAAUUGGAAAAAUUAUUUAAAACUUGACAGCCAAAUGCUUACGCCAUUUGAGCAGUGGAAAAAAACUUCGUUUUAUGCUAGACAUCACUGGACGAACGAAGAAUUCAAAGCAGACUGUGGUCUUAAUUGGCAAGAUAACGAACGGUUUCUUAUUCAGAUCUACUCUAGUUCUCAGGAGACCGAGAAUUCGAUCGAAUGGAAAGCUGACUGUGGAUUAACAAGUACUGUGCACUCAAUAGGUUGGAUAACGACCAACUUAACACAUAAAGUUAUUCAUGAGUCAAGUACCACCACUUUUGAUUCCCAUUUCCUCGUAAACUAUAGCCCCGACAAAGUUAUUGAUCUGCGAAGUCUCUGGCAUUUCAAUGAAGCCUUGAAACCCGAAGAUAAUGUCACUCUCGCAGGUAAUUUACGAUUUGUAUCACCAUUUGAUAAUUAUCAAAAUGGUGACAUAAAAUGUCAGUUGAGGAUGAUGUCCAACUGGAAGUUUGACGGAAUCACGAGUAUUGAAAUCGAUAAGCGAAAGUAUACGGGAGUUUUGCAGGGAGAUUUGACCCGCAUAAAAGAGUCUAUGGUACAAUUCAAUAUAACGACACCCCUUGAAAAAUAUGCAUUCGUCCAAGGAAGAUUUGGUUUAUCUGAGCGCGAGAAACAUGCUGUCGCUGAACUUGUUUUACCAUCAGGACCGAUCGGAAUCGAAGCGCUGUGUCGUCUAUUUACGGCUACUAGUUAUGAUUUUAAUGUUAUGCUCCGAGUGUCCACUCCUAUUGAAGCCUUGCAGAGAUUUUUAGUGGUCACGAAGCUCGAAAAAACUGAAGCUGACUUCCGCAUCGCUUUUAACAAUAUCACUGCCGGAUUCACUGCUGUCUGGCACUACAACAAUCUUACAGACUUUCACUACAGCUACGUCCUCUUCACUCCGAUCUACGGACUCCACGAAAGCGGAGUCGUCGCAAAACUUAUUGUCGUUGAUGGAGACAAUGAAAACAGCCGUUUUUCCGGAGCUGUUGACACGGAAUUUUCUAUAAGAAUUGUCGAGACUAAAUUUGGGGUUCAGCUUAAAGCGGGACCGAAGUUUUCUCCACUGCAAAUGCUGUCUGCUGAAGAAAGACUCGUUGACUUGAGUUUUGAACCAGAAGACGAUGACUUUAGUUGGCGAGGAGAUGUUGAGAUAAAUGCAGCGAUUAUUGAAUCGAUAUUCGGUACCCUGGAUAUCGAGAAACAGGGAAGAAUGUAUCAGGUAGCCGGGGUACUGCAUAUUCCCCAGGGUUCGAUUAAUCUGGAUGAUAGAUUUGUGAUAGAAGACUUUUUCGAUAUGAAGAAUACACUGGAAAUAAAGACACCAUUUACUUGGACCUCGGAAAUAAUUUCUCUGUAUAUAUUUAAAGUUGACUUAGAGAACUCAAUCUACUUGUUAGACAUGAAUAUCCACGUUAAUAAAAAUGACUCAACGACGUGGAUCGAGAGCGGUCUUAAGGGAAAUUAUUCAUACAUGGAACAUGACGAGGACGAUUAUAAAAUCCACAAGUUACAUAUCAUAUUCAAUACACCGACGGUAUUUAUUGGGUACGUGGACGCCCAAGGGGUACUCGAGCUCGAUGAAAAUACUUAUAAAACUAGUAUUGCUUUAAAAACCAAUGAAAGUCUUGCGGAAUUUGUCGGGUCGCUUGAAUUGGAACAGGCGUUCUUUGAUGGUUCUGUGACCGUCCAUAUCGAUUCCCCUAAUUUCAAAAUACCAAAGAUGAAAAUAGAUGUUAAAAAAGACUUUUAUGAAGUUGAAAAACGGCUGGAGUGCAGCAUUGAAUUGGACGAAUCAAAAGAUAAUCGAUGUCAAUUUCGCGCGCAGUGGAACAUUAAAUCUGAGGACAAUGUUAAAUUAUUUGUUGGACUUGAAACGUGGAUACCGCCUUUGAGAAAUGUGGAGUUUGACAUAUUCUACGAUAAUAAUUUAUCACCUAAUAAAACUUUAGCCGUGCAGUCUAAAUUAAAAUAUCUCGAGAGUGAGUAUAAAUUAUCGGGUGCUUUACGUUCAAACGGCACAGUCGAUAUUGAUUUAUCCGCACCCGACGGCAUCCAGGGUUUCGAUUGUCGAUUUGACGGUUUGCUUGACUCAGACAAUAAACUUACAGGAAAAUUAAUAAAUUUGCGUACAUCGAAAAUUUAUAACGUCCAAGGUUUGUUUGAUGUCACUAAAGAACCAGAUACUUCGAAAAUAAACGGUCAGAUUACUUUUGCUCCCGAAGACGAUCAAGAGAAAUCUCAGACGGUUAAAUUUUUUAUCACGCGUGAAAAAUACGGGUUUGAUUUAAAAAUAGAAAGCGAAUCAACGAACGGAAGUGCAUCGCUCAGUUACACAAAUCCGCUUAACUGGGACGUAAGUCUCGAAGCCGAUUGCCCAUCAGCCGAUUCCGAUGAUGAGUCUAAAAUAAAAAAAUAUCACUUAGAUGCGUACACAAAUGUCCAAGUAAAUGGCAACACCAGCAGUUAUAUUUACGUGUCAACUCCGUGGCCUGAAUUCGAGAGCUUUCAGCUUGACGGCAACCUCUUUCUUACAAAUUACACUGGGGAUGUGAGAAUAAAACAUUAUCUCAAUAAAGAUAAUGGACGUAUUAAUCUUGCCUGGAAGCUGCUCUACAUGACUGAUAUGUUUUUGAAAUUGAGCGGCGGCAUGAAUGACAAAGAUGUUGAUGUUAAUUUAUUCUUCGAAAAUCCUCGGCGUGCUUUCCGCAAUGUCAAUGUUGGAUUUGACAUCAAUAUCGAACGAGAUGUAUGGAGAUGUGCAGCAAAUACUAGUAUUGGGUACCGUGAUACUGAAAAUAUCGACGCUGUUAUUGCAGUAAGACUUCCGCCGCCAAAUAAUGACGAUCAUCGUGUACUAGUAAGUUAUCACGCAAAAGGAGGUAUUCAAGACGCAACAUUUAUCAUUGGAUAUAACGCCGCUAAGGCGAUGAUUAAUUACGCCUCUGACGGCUCAAUUCGCAUGGCGGAAAAAAAUUUAGACGCUCAUCUUCGAUUCUCCUGGGACAAUUCAGCGACGAGUGCCUUCAAUAAUAUUCUAAAUGUCACCUUUGAUCAAAAGCGCAUUGGAUUAAAGUAUUCUCUGUACACUCCGCAAGCUAAAACAGAAGAAACUGCGAUAGUUUUAUUCAAUUACGAUGGACAAGGAGAAGAGAAAAGUAUUAUUGAUACAGAUAUUUAUUAUCCGGCACGACGACGCAUGGGUACUGCACAUAUUUCUUACUCGAGUUUAUCGAAUAUCAAUGGUACUUUGAAUGUUACGACGUCUAUAGCAACCUUUCCUUAUGCAGCUUGUAAUUUUAUCGUACUUACAACCUUGAAACAAAAUAAGAGAUUCAUUGAAUUAUUUUGGUCAAAUGAAAGUGCUCUAUUUAAUUCAGACUAUUCAUAUCACAGCGAGAAAUUAGACUCAAAUCUCGAAGGUAUUAUUAAAUUAGAAGUACCCUUGAGUACUCGUCAUGUAGCGGAAUUAAAUUAUGGAUACAAAAAGCGCCCGCAAGUGACAACAGGUCACGCGGAUCUUGUCUACAAUAAAAAUAAAAUAGUUGUAGCUCGUUACAAUUCAAAAGGUGAGUCCCGAGCGGGUUUCGAAAAAGACAGCAUCCAAAUAACUAUCGAGAAUUCUUAUCAGCCGCUUGGUAUUACGUAUGUAAAUCAAUACACCUACAGCGCUGGUAAUGCGGGUACAAAUUAUCCAACAGUCGAAUGGAGACGCGUCAAUGUCUAUCGUCUUGAUAAUAGUUCAGCUUUCAAUAUUGCCGGAGAGUCUCAAGUUAAAACAUUCCACGAAGGCCAGGAAAUGGAAUUUAAAGCCGAGCAUCUGAAUCGCACUGUCACUCUGCGUACUGACUAUCGUAUAUUAUCCGGUGAAUUUGAUCAUAACUGUUGGAUUGAAUUGGCUAAAGAUGCAUGGGCUUCUUACAAACUUAAUAUCGUAAAUAAAACCACUGAACAAGUUGACAAUCAAUUUAUCAUUAUAAAUGUCGCUUAUCCCCGGCGCAAUAUAAGUCUAGAUGGCUUUUAUUGGAUCGCUGCCGGGGAACUUAACUCCGAAGCGAAACUUCGUUGGAAUAAAACAAAAUCCCACGUCCGGGAGUCGAGUUUCGAUGACGACAAUGUUGAUGGCGAUGAAUAUGAAAAUGUAAAUGAAGAUGAAAGUACCUUGCACGAACGUACCAUCGGUCUCGCAUUUUUAUGGAAAAACAUAACGCGCAAUGAAGAUCACGGAGAUAAGCAGAUGGCAGUUUUAAGUUUGAAACAUCCUAGUUUCUCUAAAGACGCAACAAUAACAGGGCAUUUGAGCAGACGAGAUAAGACGGCUGUAUUAAAUGCGAGUCUCGUUGUAGAUUAUUCAGAUAAUCCAGACAAACUUGCAAGACUCUUUACUGUUAUCAACAACGAGACACGUGAGUCUGGUGAUAUUCACUGGAGUUAUGUAAUCAGUGGAAAGCAUCCGCAGACACACUUAGAUCUUGAUGUUCAUGGUUUCAUUAAAAAAAACUCUAGCUACUUCGUGCUGACAGACCACAGAGCUAAAUUUCGCCGCAGUUAUUUGCCCGAAGAAACUGGCCAGCUGUUCACGCGCAUCGAUCCAAAUAAUUACCAAGUUGAGUACCAUCGCGAGAGUACCGAUCUCACAAAACACAUUGAUCUGGCUUACUACCCCUUCAAUUCUGAGUACGUCGUAAACGGCAGUGUUAUUGAUACUCCUAAAGAUUUGAAUGCCACCGGUGCACUUUACAUUAAUAUUCCCGAUAAACUGACUUGGCUGAUGGUCAAUUACACGCCCGACUCAACUAAAAGUCUUAGAAUGUAUGGAAACAUUCCAGAUGCACGUAAUGGAGAAUUCAAUAUAUGGAGAACUUAUGAACGUGACCUCGUUAUUUCAGAUAUUUCUUUCUACUUGCGAUUAAAUCAUUCCCGGUUGGUUACUUCGAGACUAGACUGGCGGCCGGAAUUACGAAGUGACAUAACUGAGUUUAUCAGAACUACCAUCACUGAUUUUUACAAUGACAUUGGUAAGGAUUUAGACUACUGGAAGCAUUAUGUGAGAAGUGAAAUAGUCAGCGCUACGUCGGACAUCUGGGAAGAUGCGCAAGAAGAUCUUGAAAAAUUAGUCGACGACUGGAAUAAUUUGAAGGAACUUGAUGAUGAUUUGAAUAGACUCAAGGUUUAUUUGAAUGAUUCUUACAACGCAAACGAUUUUUAUAUUAAAGACUUAAUGGCGAUUGGAGUUUACGUUAUUGAUGAGCUCGCUCUGAGAAGUCACAUCGAGUCGCUGCCAAAUAUUCUCAAUGAAAUUUGGGAAAUAAUGGGUGAGUCCGGCAAAGCCAUUCGCGAUUCGUUGGUUUGGAUAAUUGAUGCGGUUAAAAAUGGUUAUAAAAAAUUAUCUGAAAUAGUGAGCGCGAUACUUAAAGGAGAAUCGAUAACGCAGAUAGCUCACAUUGUUGAACAAAUCGUCGAGAAGUAUGACAAGUUUGUCAAAGAUCUGCAUGUGUCGUUUAUAAAAUACGUUGAAAAUUUGUGGAAUAAAGUAGCGCUCGCGAUGUCCCGUCAGUGGGACAGGGUAUUGAAAAUGAUUGAGCCGAUGUUCAUCAGAGUACUUCAUUAUCUAGAAGACGUCUUGUGGAAAGCGAGUAAAGAAGUCGUUGAUUUUCUAUACGAUCGCCAGAAUGAGUUGAUAAAGUCACCGUACUUUGAUCGGUUUACAAACUUUACUCAGGACGUUGAUAAACUAUAUCGUGAUAUUAAAGCCAAUGACAUUAUUACAAAUAUACGGAAGUACUCGGCGAUUGUUAUCAAUUUUAUACGGGAACGUUACUUUACUAUGGUACCGUUCGGCAAAGAACUCAAAGAUCUCGUUGAAGAAAUAGCCACCGAGCUCGCGGAGCUCAAAAAAUUGCCGAGCAUUAAUUUCGCGCUGGAAAAAAUCCAUUACAUUUACAACAGAGCGAGUUACUUUUACAAAUAUUUUGGGGUUCAGAGUAAAAUUGAGGGCGCAAUUAAAAUUAUCCAGGCUAAAUUAACGGACAUAAGUCAGACGGCUUUGCAAGCUGAGAGUAAAUACCGGGAAGCAAAAACGAAAUUUAUAUUUGAUCCGAAUGUGGGCCUGAUGACUUUGGAGCAAAAAUUACCAAUGUCAUGGCACGCGUUUAAUCAGACACCGGAAUUUCAAGAGAUACCCGAGUACCGAGCGCUGGUGGACAUUCAAAAUUAUUUUUCAACUUCAAAUGCAACAUUUUGGACUCUUUACUAUCGUUACAAACCUUACACAGACCCCUACAAUUGGUUGCCGCCAUUCAAAGCCCAGGCGAUGAUUGUCGGCCGUCAGCACUUUGUUACUUUCGAUGGCAGACAUUAUGAUUUUGCUGGUACAGAAACUUAUCUACUGGCUCAUGAUUUCAUUGACAAUAAAUUUGCCGUUUUUAUUUCAUACUCACCCAGCGAAACGAACUCUUCGAUAAUAGAUCAUAAAAUAAUAGUAACUAUCGGGGAUCAGAGUCUUCAAGUUGAUGUUUUUAAUGACAGCAUUAAAUUCGCCGAUUCAAAUGCAAUAUUACGGCUGCCAGCUGAAUUUAAGAACGCCACGGGAUUUGUUUAUCAAGAGGAAAGUAUCGUGACUAUUGAAUUGAAAAAUAAUCAAUUUAAAUUGAAAUGCAAUUUCAAAUACGAUGUGUGCGUAAUACAAUUGUCCGGUUGGUUCUACGGCAAGACUGCGGGAUUACUGGGAACGAUGAAUAAUGAACGAUGGGACGAUACCAUUGGAUCGGAUGCCAAAGUGACUGAUGAUAUUGCCAGCUUUGCUAGUAGCUGGUCCAUUUCUCGGGCGCCAGAUCCCCAGGAUCCAGACAAACCUCAAAAUUUAGCUCACAUCGGCGACAGAAAAUCACAAGUUUUCGAUUUCUGCUUCAAUCUAUUCGCUAACCAGAGCUCGGAGUUUAGCGACUGCUUUAUGGUUGUCGAGCCAGAGUAUUAUACCGAAGCAUGUCUGAACACCAGGUCGAUGUCUGAAGUAUGCACGCUGGCGAUAUCUUACAUGCAAAUUUGCGGGUUCUAUGAUACGUAUCUCAGGAUACCGGAUAAAUGCACCACUUGUACGAUGACUAACGGCUCGAGUGUACUGGAAGGAGAAUUUCGUAAGCUAGAAAACAAUAACGUCCCCAAUUCAACGGACGUUGUCUUCAUCGUCGAGGCUAAACCAUGCAAUCAAAAUAUACGAGAGAACCGCAGUAUAGAUUUACUUGUUGCGCAACUCAACAAAGAAUUUAAUGACAACAAUCUUAAAGACAAUAGAUGGUCGUUGGUUGUCUUUGGAGGUGAUGGUGUCUAUGAUAUGCCAAGAAGUCAUACGUUGGACAGUAGAAUAUUUUCAGAUGACAUAAAUCGAUUUGUUAAUUAUUUUGACAACAUUAAAGUCGGUAACGGCAACCAAGAUGUUUUCGCAGCGAUCGGUUUCGCUUCUCAAUUAAUAUUCAGGGCUGGAGUUUCGAAAACAUUUAUAUUGAUGCCGUGUUCUCACUGCGAAUCGCAAAACCAAACGCUCGACUACUCGGUCCUGCAUCAAGUUCUACUGGAACAUGACAUCACUCUUCACAUUCUCAUGGACGGAGAUUUCAAUUUCAAAAAGCAGCGACUAAAUAAAAUAUUUUACGGCAUAGAUGCCACUAAAUCUUACACUAAAAAAGACGCCAAGGAAUUGGUAGGCGAUGUUGAUUUGAGAAGACAAGUUAAAUUACCGAAGAGCGCUCUUGGAUACUGCACACCUCUGUCACUAGAAACCAAUGGUACGAUAUUCAGCGGGAAUAAACUCCGCUUUGAUAAGCCGUCAUCAAUUAAAAAAUUCGCAAAUGUGUUUGCCAAAAGAGUGACCUUGACAGCGAACUCCAGUCCUUGUCAACAUUGCGAAUGCACUGCUGACAAUGACGGAGUCACUCAUAUGGAAUGUAUGCCUUGUGUGUAUCCAAUGCCUGCUGCUGUUGAUUACGUCAGCGAAACAUUCAAUGAAGAUGACUCAUACUCAUUACUUCAACCAUUGGAAGCUGAUUACGCUCAAAUCGACGGCGAGGAUGAUUGAAAUAACUUUUUAAAUUAAAGAGAAUGUUAUUAUUUUAAAAUAACAGCACUGUUGAUUUAGUGCACUUAGUAUAUAUAUAUAUAUAAUAUAUAUAUAUACCUAUCUAUAUAUAAUUUGUAUAUUUAUAAUUAAUUUUCAAUUUGUAUAUUUGAAUAAUAAUCAUAUGAGUAGAGGCUCAUAACA